Molecule: messenger RNA, 1628 nt
Organism: Pyricularia oryzae 70-15
Lineage: Eukaryota; Fungi; Ascomycota; Sordariomycetes; Magnaporthales; Pyriculariaceae
Product: glycosyl hydrolase family 10
Exons: 4
Coding region: 349-1437 (362 amino acids)
Biological process (GO): carbohydrate metabolic process
Molecular function (GO): hydrolase activity, hydrolyzing O-glycosyl compounds
Source: RefSeq, a predicted model, not a curated record
UACGAUUUCCAGCGGUGAGUCGUCCCGUCAUUGAGUUUUUCCGCUGCUAGUCACGUCGGGGCGAGAAACAGCCCCGGGGGGGUUCCAAAGAGAAAUGGUCACCACGUGUCGUGGCCAACCACGGGUUUGCAUUAUUCAACCGGGCGGUCCUUCGCGUCGCCUUUUGCGCAUGGCACGGUCAUGUAAUUACAGCUGGGCAUCAUUUCGGGAGCCUGCAGACGUCCCAAAAGUUUAUCAACUCGGUCCUUCCCCCCUCUCGUCCCUGGGCAGCGGGAUUUUUGACCUUUACGACCACCGCACAGACAGCUUCACUGCCCAGUCUUUUGAUCAGUCUGCCCACGAUCAAUCAUGCGCUUCACCUUGGUCAUCCCGCUCCUGGUGGCUUCUGCCGCCGCCACUCUCCACGAGCUCGCUCUCGAGGCGGGUCUCGAGUACUUUGGCGCCGCCACCGAUGCGCCCGGCCAGAGAGAGCGGGCAGGUCUGAACGCAGCCUACCCUCAGUACGAAGCCGUCCUGCGUGAGGAGUUUGGACAGACGACCCCCACCAACGGUCAAAAGUGGCUGUUCGUCGAGCCCUACCCCGGCGUCUUCAACUUCACCGAGGGCGAGAUCAUCUCGGCGGUGGCCGCCAACAACUCGCAGAUCCUGCGCUGCCACGCGCUGGUCUGGCACUCGCAGCUCGCGCCCUGGGUGGAGGCCAAGACGGACUGGACGCCCGACAGCCUCCGAGCCGCCAUCGUGCGGCACGUCAGCACCGUGGCGGCGCACUGGCGCGGCCGCUGCACGCACUGGGACGUGGUCAACGAGGCGCUCAACGAGGACGGCACCUACCGCGAGUCCGUCUUCUACCGCGUCCUGGGCGAGGAGUACAUCAAGCUGGCUUUUGUCGAGGCCGCCAAGGCCGACCCCGAGGCCAAGCUCUACUACAACGACUACAACCUCGAGUCGGUCGGGCCCAAGAGCGAGGGCGCCAGGAGGAUCGUCAGGAUGCUCAAGGACGAGGGCAUCAAGAUUGACGGCGUCGGCAUGCAGGCCCACCUCAUCGCCCACAACGCCCCCAGCCUGGACCAGCAGAUUGCCGUCAUCGAGUCCUACGCCGAGGAGGGGGUCGAGGUUGCCAUCACGGAGCUUGAUGUGCGUCUGCAGCUCCCUGCCAACGCGACCAACCUGGAGCAGCAGAAGCAGGUGUACAAGAAUGCCGUCGGUGCUUGCGUCCAGGUCAAGGCCUGCGUCGGCAUCACCAUCUGGGAUCUGUACGACCCCUUCAGCUGGGUGCCCUACGUGUUCCCGGGAGAGGGCGCCGCUCUCUUGUGGUUUGAGGACUUUUCCAAGCACCCUGCCUACGACGGUGUGGUUGAGGCUUUGACCAACGGCACCAAGUGUGAGAAGAGCAAGAGGAAGCGAUCUCGCAUUGAGCGCAGCGCAAAGCUGUACUGAGAGGUUGGCUUGGCCAAUGAUGCGGCAUCGUAGCAGCCUAUGAUGACACAGUAUUAGGACAGUACUGUGUGAUUGGUCGCACGUCUGGCAUUGCGGUGUCUGAAAUCUAGUGGUGUCCAUGAUCAAGUGGGCGUAAUGUAUAGGUGCCUAGACUAGACACAGUUUCUAAUAAAGCAAAAUGCAUGCUGUGA